Messenger RNA from Triplophysa rosa, 524 nucleotides. Its product is annotated as LIM and calponin homology domains-containing protein 1-like. The coding region runs from base 150 to 509 and encodes 119 amino acids. The transcript is spliced from 3 exons. The record is from RefSeq and is a predicted model, not a curated record. Gene Ontology annotation, molecular function: actin binding; myosin II head/neck binding. Gene Ontology annotation, cellular component: stress fiber. Gene Ontology annotation, biological process: regulation of focal adhesion assembly; positive regulation of stress fiber assembly; actomyosin structure organization. Lineage: Eukaryota; Metazoa; Chordata; Actinopteri; Cypriniformes; Nemacheilidae.
GCAGGAGGCUCCUGUCUCGUCCGUGGGUGCGGCGGCAGCAGCGAUUCUGCGUCACGACUCAAACAGCGUACCACAGCAACUUUACUUGCCGAGUUGCGUGACUUUUCAAGCGCCAUCGGGUGAGUUGUGGUUUUUGAUGAACCAGUUCUAUGGCGAGUCCAGGUUUGGAUGCAGGACGGCGUAUAGCGGUGCAGCCUCGUCAUCACCACGCCGAACCGGCGACAGAACCCGCUGUCCUCGAGGUGCAGAGAUGGAUAGAGGCAGUGACUGGUAGGAGUUUUGGUGAAAAAGAUUUCAGAGCUGGACUGGACAACGGCAUUCUUCUGUGCGAACUAUUGAGCUCCAUCAGACCGGGUCUUGUGAAGAAGAUAAACAGGCUGCCCACUCCUGUGGCUGCUCUGGUAAGAACUUUUCUACAUCGAAGCAUUAUGUCACAUGCCCACCUUACAUGUCUAAGAAUCUGUGAUUUUGUUUCUCUCUUCUUUGGGGUUCCAAGCUGGAUACCCUAAUAGACAUUGUUACAA